This is a messenger RNA of Phlebotomus papatasi, 1589 nucleotides long. It is a transcript of the gene mrn, whose product is annotated as general transcription factor IIH subunit 4. Gene Ontology annotation, cellular component: transcription factor TFIIH core complex; transcription factor TFIIH holo complex. The record is from RefSeq and is a predicted model, not a curated record. Gene Ontology annotation, biological process: nucleotide-excision repair. Gene Ontology annotation, molecular function: double-stranded DNA binding; ATPase activator activity. NCBI's taxonomy places the organism in Eukaryota, Metazoa, Arthropoda, Insecta, Diptera, Psychodidae. The coding region runs from base 72 to 1541 and encodes 489 amino acids. The transcript has 2 exons.
AACGGAAAGUCAAAGUGAGGUUAUGUGGUGUUGCGUUUUGUUUGUGGAAGUGUUUUGAAAAAUAAAAUAAAAUGCCCGAUCCUAAAUCUUCUAAGGUAUCUACGGGUCUCCCAAAGGCGGCAAAUCUUGAAUGUAAGGAUCUCUAUGAGUACCUGCAGACCAGAUCUUCAGAUGUCCUGGAAAAACUCUAUAACUACCCAACAAUUUGUCUGGCUGUAUACAGGGAGCUGCCAGAAAUUUCCCGGCAGUUUGUCAUUCGUAUUCUGUUUGUUGAACAACCAGUGCCUCAGGCAGUGGUGUCUUCAUGGGGCUCUCAGAUUCAUGCCAAAGAGCAUGCUUCUGCCAUCUCAAUCCUAUCGGAUUUGGGUGUAUGGCGUGCUGCUGCAAUCCCAGGUGGAUUGCCGGCCUGGGAACUGUGCCCUACCUACAAGAAAAACCUAAAAAUUGCCCUUCUGGGCGGCGGAAAACCCUGGUCAAUGUCCAAUGCUUUGGAAUCUGAUUCCAAAGCCAGAGAUGUUACUUUUCUAGAUAAUUAUGCUAUGUCUCGAUGGCGAUGUGUCCUGCACUAUAUGGUAGGAGCUUGCAAUACAAAAGCCCCCGAUGGAGAAGCAAUUUCUCCAGACGCUGUGAGAAUUCUCUUGCAUGCGAAUCUCAUGAAGAGGGAGGAUGAUGGGAGCUGUGUGAUAACAAAGCAGGGAUUUCAAUUUCUCCUGCUGGACACUCAGGCUCAGGUGUGGCAUUUUAUGCUGCAAUAUCUGGACACAUGCCAUCAACGUGGACUAGAUCUGGGCGAGUGUCUCUCGAUGCUCUUCCAAUUGAGCUUCUCAACUCUCGGACGAGAUUACAGUUCUGAGGGUUUAAGUCCGGGAAUGCUAACCUUUCUUCAGCAUCUGAGGGAAUUCGGAUUGGUCUAUCAACGGAAACGCAAAGCUGGACGUUUCUACCCAACCAGAUUGGCCCUCAACAUUACCAACAAAGAUGCUGUUCCUAUUGUUGCUAAUGAGGAAGAUGCCCAAACUACUCCUGGAAAGCGUCAUAUCGUCAUUGAAACUAACUACAGAGUCUACGCAUAUACGGAUUCAAAUCUUUUGGUGGCUCUUUUGGGUCUCUUCACUGAGCUCCUCUAUCGCUUUCCUAAUCUCACUGUUGGUGUCCUCACGCGGGAUUCUGUGCGUUCGGCCCUCCGUGGAGGCAUCACAGCUGAGCAGAUUAUCAGUUAUUUGGAACAACAUGCUCAUCCGGCCCUCAUCAAUGUCGCCCAAAAUUCUAAUGCUGGCUAUCGUCACAAAUCCUGCCUGCCGCCCACAAUUGUGGAUCAAAUCAAGCUCUGGGAGAAUGAGAGAAACAGAUUCACAUACACAGAAGGUGUAGUGUACAACCAGUUCCUCUCCCAGGCUGAUUUCAUCACCCUUCGGGACUAUGCUCAGUCAAUCAGUGUCCUCGUGUGGCAAAAUGAGAGGACGCGGACGAUGGUAGUGACCAAAGCCGGGCAUGACGAUGUCAAGAGGUUCUGGAAGAGAUACUCCAAAGGCACCACAUAGGUAUUUUUUGUAAAAUUCUGUGAAUUUUCUAAUAAAGACUUAAGAAAA